UUCUUUAUUUUUAUCUCUUUACUCUCAAUUUCCCCAUGGAAAAAUGGACGAUCAAUAUCCCCUCUCCGAUCUCCGCCACCUCUUGAGUACGCCUCCAUCUCGUUCCCAUUUCCCUUCUUCUUCCUCAAUUCCCCACCAUGAUCUCUCCUCCUCCGCCUUUCGCCACCACCAUACUCCCUACGACCUCAUCAUGAUGAUGCCACGCGACACUCCCCUCCCCGACUUUCGCUCCGAUUCCACCACUACACCAUCUGCUUCCAUACUCUCCCCUCACCCUGUUCACAACGCUUUCGACCCCGAAACCGCGUCCAUCGCUGCCGACUGCGCUACAGCUCGAUGGCCUCGACAAGAAACCCUUACGCUCUUGGAAAUUAGAUCUCGACUUGAUUCUAAGUUCAAAGAAGCUAACCAAAAAGGCCCCCUUUGGGAUGAAGUUUCUAGAAUUAUGGCUGAGGAACACAAUUAUCAAAGAAGUGGGAAAAAAUGCAGAGAAAAGUUUGAGAAUUUAUAUAAAUAUUACAAAAAAACAAAGGAAGGCAAAGCUGGAAGACAAGAUGGUAAGAAUUACAGAUUCUUUAGGCAAUUGGAAGCUCUCUAUGGUGAAACAAGCAAUUCUCCUUCACUUCCAGAUUCCCAUUUUGUUGGAGACACAAACCUCAGAUUCCAACAAAAUGGAACUAACAAUCCAACCGCCUCCGCUCCGAUGAGCCACGAAGCUCACCAGAAGCAUUACUGCGAUAGCCUUAGCCUAUCCAACACCUCCGAGUUUGAAACCUCGGCUUCAUCAGAUGGCAAUGACGACCUCGGCUCAGUUGGUGUAAUGGAUAACGAUUCAAUGGAGAAAAGAAGGAAGAAGCGAGGCGGAAAAUGCUGGAAGGCUAAAAUUAAACAGUUCAUCGACUCGCAAAUGAGGAAGCUAAUUGAUAAACAAGAGGCUUGGUUGGAGAAGCUCAUGAAAACUCUUGAACAAAAGGAAAAGGAGAGAAUGAUUCGGGAUGAGGAAUGGAGAAGACAAGAAGUGUCAAGAAUGGAUAGGGAGAGAAGCUUUUGGGCAAAGGAGAGAGCAUGGAUAGAAUCUAGAGAUGCGGCAUUAAUGGAUGCAUUACAAAGGCUAACAGGAAGAGAAUUGAGAGAUAAUAAUCAAUACAACUCCUCGCCUGACCACGGAUUAAUUGUAGCCGAGCAUCAUCGAAACAAUAACGAGAAUCAAAACGAAGACGGGAGCGAAAUACUAAACAACAACACAGCUAGAGAAUUAUUAGCAGACAACAACGAUAAUUACCAAAGGAAAAUAAUUGAUAAUCAUGGCAACAAGAAACGCAAGGAGAAUUCAACAUCAACAACCACCACCUACAAUCUUUACUUCCAACAACACACAGAUUCCUCCCUCUAUAGCCGUGGCGGUGGCGGACAGUACGACGGUGCCACCCACAUCAAGGAACAAAGUCCAAAUAGUUCGAACGCAGGUGGCAGCGGUGGUGGUCAUGUGGUGCAAGAUAACUGCUUCAGGUUCUUGAUGGGUGAAGGAGAUCAAUCUCAAUCUGGUUUGUGGGAAAAUUUUGGCCUCAAACUCAACAAUGGAAGUGACCAAACUUGAAAUACUUAGACAAUGGAAAAUCUUUGAAAGAGAGAUUGAUUUUCUGAUCUAGGGUUUAGCUGGUUGAGAUUAUUUAAUUUGAAGUUAAUUAAGUUAGCUAGUCAAUGAAUAUAUUUAGUUAAUUAUUAAUGGGAUUUCUUCAUCCAAGUUGUUUGAAUUGGAGAAGAGGGCCAAGAAUUUUUAUUAUUAUGAUUAUUGCAAAUUAAUUAAUCAAAUAUUGUUUUUUUUCCC
Molecule: messenger RNA, 1828 nt
Organism: Cucumis sativus (cucumber)
Lineage: Eukaryota; Viridiplantae; Streptophyta; Magnoliopsida; Cucurbitales; Cucurbitaceae
Product: trihelix transcription factor PTL
Exons: 3
Coding region: 44-1597 (517 amino acids)
Source: RefSeq, a predicted model, not a curated record